Nasonia vitripennis (jewel wasp) is the source of this 3547-nucleotide messenger RNA. RefSeq lists its product as uncharacterized. NCBI's taxonomy places the organism in Eukaryota, Metazoa, Arthropoda, Insecta, Hymenoptera, Pteromalidae. The transcript has 8 exons. The record is from RefSeq and is a predicted model, not a curated record. Bases 2097 to 3449 code for a protein of 450 amino acids.
GACGCGCACUAUGUUUGCCCUGCAAAUUCAAAUGUAUGAUGUGCGAAGAGUAUGGACCCCGAUAACAGCACGUACUGGGCAACUUUUGACCAUGUAUGACGAGCACGCGUGCCGUCACUGUGACUCCACUUUGAAGUCAUUCGUGGAAAAAAAAGUUAAAAUUUUUUUUCUCGCCAACGUUGGCGGCACGAAUGCAUCAUUAUGCAUGCCCGCGUGCUGGGCACGCGUGACGUCAAGUUGUCUGCUCGGCCUGCCUACACAGUGCGGGCAAAAGUUGACGCCCCGGGGGAUCCGAUUUCGGUUAGCAAUGUGUCGGCAUUGUGACGGUACGUCGUGCUGCCCGAUUUCGUCAAUCCGGGAGCACGCAUGCUGGAACACGCGUGCUCGUAUCGUGCCGUAAAAAUGCAGAAAUCCGUGAUUCGCCACGGGCGCGAUUGUGCCAGCACGCAUGCUGGCACGUUGACGACUCGGCGGGCUGGCAUUACGCUUGCAUUUAUGAAGCAUGCAUGCAUUUUCCUGGCGGCACAGCGUGCUGCAAAACUUCGGCACGAGUGCAGCAUAUCCAGGGCAUUUUGUCGACACGCGUAAUGACAUUUUUCAAAAAUUCAUGGCGGCAUUGUGCUAGCCAUUCGUCAGCGCACGUGCCGAAUUCCGCAAUAUACGGUUUUAAUCUUUUUACGGAUUCCUGCGUUAUAAAUUAUAAGGUUUACUGCAAUGUUAUCGGAAAUAAUCGAUUUCAGUAUUGCGAUAAACUUAUUUAUCAAUACUGGCAUUUCUUCAACUCGAGUUUUUAUGCUUAUAAGUUUAAAUUUAACAGCUCAAGCUAUAUAAAUAAACAAAUGCUCGAGCUCUAGCGCCCUUAUUGACCAUAUGUAUUUCAAACGUAAGAUCCCAGGUUGAAAAAAGUGUCCGAAUGGACUGAGUACUGUGCAGCUAAUCGCGGCUAAUGGGUUCAAAGACAUUCUGUGGAUUUUUUUUUCUUUUUAUAUUGGUGCAGGUGCAGGUGAAUCGAUUUUUAUAUCAACCCGCUACUUUUUUUGGGAUUUUUGCCGCUCUAAAUUGUAAUAAUAAUAUAUUGAUGGCAUUUUCACAUUGAACGAAUACACGAUUGUACAUAAGCAUAUACGUGAUAUUUUUAUAUAGCGAGCGGUGGAGGGAUCAAGUAUAGCGGAUUCUCGGAAAAACGUUCCUUUUUGCUUUUGCGACUCGUGCGUUAACAGUAAAAAUCUUGUCACACUGAAUAAUCAUUGAUUAUCAAAAGUUAUCAGUUACAUACACUCGACAAUCACCAGUGCUACCGAUUAAUCAACUCAAUUGGGUAAGUUUAAUAUAUUAUUUUUAUAUGUUUAUUCGGAAAAUUGGGUAAUUUGUUUAUACACGCCGAUUUUCAGGUUAGAAAAAUCGCGCGCGUGUGCAUAGUUUCUUCCGUGAUAAUCUAGCUUUCCGGCUUCCUUCGAAUUUUUCAACGCAUUCGUAUUUUUUGCAGAUUCCAGAAGAGGUUGCUCACCUGCAUUCUUCAUCGCGGUGUCCAGCCGUCCAGCAGGUCCAGAGGGAAGCAGCCUACAAUUUGCGACUACUUCUCUGGAUAUUGAGUUUUAUUAAUCGUUUUUCAUUCUCUCUAAUUCGCUUUAUUCUCUCAUAAUAAUUUCAUCUCAUAUAUCACUCAUACUUUAUCUCAUUCUGCCUCUCAUUCUCAUUAUUCAUUAUAUUCAAUAUAUAUAUUAUAAUACUUGAUGCUAAAUCUCUCUGCCACUUUCUGUUUUUGAGCACAUUGUCGAUCCUGCAACAUCAUCAGGAUCAACCUGCACGCAUCGCAGCUAUCCUAGCAGUACCUGGGAAAUCCAGAGAGAUAAGCAGGAUUAAUCCUAUGUUCCCGUAUAAUUAUAUAAGCUUGCUGAAAAGAAGCAGCAGAAGACCAACACAAUCUACAAGGACAAGUGGCCUUUCAACUUGUUGCAAGGAGUUCAGGCUACUGCUCAGAUCUGGGCUACGCCAAGAGCUUGCUGAAAUAAAGAAGCUGCAGAGGACCACAACAUCCAAGUUGCUGUCAGGAGUUCCAGCUACUACUGCAAGAUCUGGGCUACGCCAAGAGCAAAAUGUCGAAGAAUACGGGAGCAAUUCCAGUGUCCGCUGCACAUUCCAAGAUAUCGGAGUUGAUGUCAUCCACCCCCUCAAGGAGCUUCUUCGCUCAGCCCGCUGGCCAAAUGGCCGUUGCACCGCCGCCUAAACCGCACGCCAAGAAGAACAAGAAGAAUAAGAAAGAUAAAAAAGAGAAGAAUAUAAAGGACAAGAAGAACAAAAAUGAGAAGAAGAAGGACAAGCGCUCUAAAUUAGUGCCACCACCGUCAUCAUCACAGCCCGAAGCAUCGUUGUCGUCAUCGUCGUCGUCGUGGCAAGCCCACAACGACGGUUUCUCUGCGUCGCAGCCUCAACCGACUCUCAAUCAUAGGUUGCAGGAGCAACGAGCGUCGACAUCAAAGCAACAGCAACCACCGAAGCAAGGAUUGUCGACACGCCCUCAGAUGAUGGAUUUUCGUCGACCGAAUGCUGUAGGAAUUGCAGCAUCUUCCUCGACAGCUUCUCUCACCGCCUCCGAAACUGCGCAAAUGGCCAAGAUUUUAGCCACAAAAAUCGAUAAUUUGGACAAAAAUUACAAAUCAGUGGACCAAAGACUCGUCAAGCUGGAGGAAUUAAUGCAUUCCGUGCACGAAAUGGUAAAAGGAAUUACCAACAGGCAGAAGCCAAAGGUGGCAGUUCGUCCUGAAUAUCUGCCUUUUAAAACUUCGGCCGAUAUCGUCGCAUUUGAUUUUGCUGGUGAUGAGGCGUACGACAAACUUGUAAAUUAUCUGAUCAGCCUAGGUGGUGCUAAUUACAUCGACUCAGCGGCCAGAUAUCUGAAUGAGUGCGUCAAGGUAGACGAGGACAUUUUUCGACAUGUCACUUGGAGUUCCUCCAAAAGAGAUGGUGUUCUGGCCUUGAAGGAAAGCAAGUUUGCCAAGGCUUGCAGGGUGGCAAUGCCGUUCGAUAAGAAGACCUUACUCGCGCCACAGGACGACGAUUUUACCAUUGCCAUGACAAGAGCAUUAAAAAGCGCCAAGGAAGGCUUUCGUCGCAAGAUGAAGAGGCCUGCACAAAACCCUGCUCCUUGGGAUCAGCCAGAAGUUCAGCGUCAACGUCUCGAAGAACAGCAACAACGAGAAGAGGCCAACGACCGUGAUGAUGGCGAGGGCAACGGCGCUAAUGCCAAGGACAACGGCGCUAAUGCUGAAGACAACGGCGCUAAUGCCGAGGACAACAAUGGCCAACAGGACAACGAUGGCAGCGGCGACGAGAGCGACAACAGGAGCAGCGACGACAGCAGCACAGACGACAACAGCAGCGGCACCGAGGACGACAACCAUGGACGAGACUCCGACAGCGAUGCCACCGAUAUAUUUGGAGAAACUUAGUUUUAUACUUAAUUUUUUAUAAUUUCAGCCACUUCACUCACUCACUCACUUCUUAUUCUAUUUAACAAAUAUAUUUCUUUUCAGCUAAAAAGUACACA